Messenger RNA from Topomyia yanbarensis, 4073 nucleotides. RefSeq lists its product as uncharacterized. Bases 196 to 3951 code for a protein of 1251 amino acids. The transcript has 9 exons. Gene Ontology annotation, cellular component: nucleus; ribonucleoprotein complex; cytoplasm. The record is from RefSeq and is a predicted model, not a curated record. Lineage: Eukaryota; Metazoa; Arthropoda; Insecta; Diptera; Culicidae. Gene Ontology annotation, molecular function: mRNA binding.
UUUCCCGAAUUUUCCUACUGUCAAACACGCUUGCGUGCCGGAGUUCAGUACUUCGUUUAAGGGAAAGUUUUCGGAACUGGUUUUGUAGUUUUCACCGACAGGAACUAAUUUUUAUCUUUAUUAAGUGUGUCGGAGAAGUGCUCAGUGCUCCUGUCAGAGUUUUUAUUCAUGAAGUAAACCUCUGACGCUAACAAGAUGAAUCGUAAACUCUUAAUCUACGUGGAAAAUAUUUCCACAAGUAGCAACGAGGAACAACUGGCGGCUUACCUGGAGAAAUGGGCCCCGGUACUGCAGGUUACUUUCCUAAAAGAAAAACAGUGCACCAAGCGGUCGCUAGCGGCUUUUGUGCGUGUAAGCAGCGAAGCCGAUCUGGAAUUGUUGAUGCUGAGAAAUCAGCAAAACUAUCGCGGCAAACGGCUGUUCAUGCUGCGUACCGAUCAGCCGCAGUUUUUCCAAGCCGAUGAAACCAUAAUCGUUCGAAACAUUACGGCAAAAAUGUCCGAGGAAAUUUUGUACGAUCAUUUCAUAGAAUGUGGAAACAUUACAUUCCUGCAAAUUAGGACCGACGACUUUGCUUAUGUUGCUUUUGAAAACAAGGCGGCUGCCAAAACAGCAAUGAGCAAAAACAAUAUGCCGCUGAAGAAUGUCAAUCUUAAGACCCAACUGCUGACGCGUAAUCUUGAAAUCAUGAUCGUGAAUCUUGAUAAUAUAAAGAGCAAGAUGCCCGAGCUGUAUCACAAGUUGUGCAUGCCAAUUGCGCCUCGUGCUCCUGGUGAGAAACUACAACAGUCAGAGCAAGAGCAACCACAACAAAAUCAACAGGAUCAACGCCAACAACAACCAAACCGACAGCAACAGCGACCCGAAAGCCACCAGCAGCAACCUAUACAACAACAACAACAAUCCAACAAUCAAAGACAACAACAAUCCAAUAAUCAAAGACAACAACAAUCCAAUAAUCAACGGCAACAACAACCCAUGCAUCAACGUCAACAACAGCAACAACAACCCGUGCAACAGCGUCAACAGCAGCAACAGCAACAACAACAACCCAUGCAACAACGUCAACAACAACCCAUGUAUCAACGGCAACAGCAACAACAACAAAAUAAUCAACAAAAACAGCAGCAGCAGGCUGCCCAACAAUUACUACAACAGCAGGCACCAAAACCUCAAAGACAACAAAUGUCCACCGUACAAUUAUUAAAGGAAAAGGCCAGUGCCUUUGCUGAAAAACAACAACAACAACAACAACAGCAACAGAAACCGGUUUCCGAACCGACAACCUCGGCCCCAGCCGUCAACGGUCAAAGAAACAAGCCGUCAAAUGAGCCGGACGUGAUAGAACUAGAGCCAGAUACAGUUCCUCCGACGGUAGUUAUCGACGAUAACGAUGGGGAUGUGGAAAUCCUGGAUAAAUCGAUACCCCCAAUUCCGUCUAUAUAUUUGCCAAAACCGAACGAUUUGAUGCGUCCGAUAAAAGCGUCGGAAAUUAGUUUGACCGAGGCGGAAGUGAGGGAUCCCGUCGAUCGUCGAUCCAUUUGGGUCAAUAACAUCCCACCGGAAACGAAUCGCCUCGAACUGGUGGAAUAUUUGGAACAGUUUGGUAACAUUGAAAACAUCAAAGUAAAACUUUCAUCGUGUUGCUUCUUCACAAAAUGGGCGAAGGUUAUCUAUACCACAGAAGAAGGUGCAACAAAAGCUUCCGAAUAUUUCCUGCACCCCUACAAUGGCUACUAUCUAUUCGUACUUUCCUGCACAAAGUGUGUAGAGGAAUCACCGGAACAGUGCUUCGUUAUCGAUUAUUUGUCUAAAUAUAUUACCUACGAGGAAGUAGUCACCGCAUUUAAACACGUAGGAGAAGUGUUUUACUUAGUCCGACUCUUCAAAAACACAUUUAAAACUCGUAUCUUCUUCGUUGGCAAUGUAAGCGCAGAAGCUGUUCUAGCCGUCAAAUCAAUUAAUGGAAGUCCUAUCAAUAUGGAGACAUUCUCCAAGGGAAUGGUGCUCAAGAACACAAAAAGUAGAAUAAAUGAACUAAGACCAGCCAGAGAUAACAUUGAUGAUAAUAAAGCACAACGUCUAGAAAGGAUUAAUGAACUGAAUCGGCAAGAACAACUGGACGGGUUCGUUCCCAGGACGUAUAAAAAUCCCGACAUCGAAAAAAGCCCUGUAGAAAUACUCAUCCAUAAUGUACCGAAGACCGCCACUGAUGAGCAGAUUGUCAGUUUCUUCAAACAAAUCGGUCAACCGACAUCAAUUCGACGGGAGAUGGCACCAUAUGAAGACACAACGGAGCUGGUAUAUGUUGGCUUCGACACUAUGUCGAAAGCUUUGCAUGCUACCAAAAUAUCCCCGGAAAUCAGCUUGGCUGGAAACAAUCCGUUCAUUUUUACUGCAUGGAGCACCGCUACGCCAAAAGAUCGGAACGCUAUGCGGUUGCUGUUUUCUGAGUCGGUUUCCAUCCAGUCUGUUUACAAUGAAAUGAGUAAAUUUGGUCCUAUACGGCUUAUCGUGAAGGAAAACGACAAACAAGCUCUUGUUAUAUUCUUUGAAUCGGCAGUCGGACUGGUAGGCAGUGCUAUACCGGAGGGUGCAUUGAACGUUUCUUCCAUCGACGGAGUCAAGGUCAUUAAAACAGCUCGCUACGUCUCAAAGACCGCAGCUUCGAUAUCCGAGGACCCUAUUGUGAUUGACGACGAUGAUGACGACGUCGUUGUUCCAAAUCAACCACCGCAGAAUAAAGAAAAAGAACAAGAUCAUCAGAAGGGAAAACAAACUGGUCAGAAGGGCAAGAACCAGCAAAAUCAGGGUCCCAACCAGCAAAAUCAGGGACCCAACCAUCAAAAGCAGGGUCCCAACCAGCAAAAACAGGGUCCCAACCAGCAAAAACAAGGUCCCACCCAGCAAAAACAAGGUUCCAACCAGCAAAAGCAAGGUCCGAACCAGCAAAAGCAAGGUCCGAACCAGCAAAGGCAGGGUCCGAACCAGCAAAAGGGUCCCAAUCAUCAAAAUCAAGGUGCGAACCAGCAACAGCAGUAUAAUCGUCAGCAACAAAACCAACGUCAACAGCAGAAUCAACGUCAGCAGCAAAAUCAACGUCAGUCGCAGAACCAGCAACGACAAGGACAAAGAAUAAGAAACCCUUUCAGCGAUCGCCAAGUCAACUGGCAAGAUCAACCACAGCAGAUAAAUCCCUGGAACAACCCAAAUUUCAACAUCAAUGAACAGUUCGAUAAUCAACCACCUUGGCGAAAUCCAAUGAUGCAGGAGUUUUCCAACAAUCAGUUCGGUUGUGGGCAAAAUAUGAAUCCGUUUGAUGAAAUGCAGAUGCAGAUGCAAAUGCAGAAUAAUCGUUUUCCAAUGGAUAUGGAUGACCCACCACUGGAUGGCUGGGGAUUGAAUCAACAGCAGCAGUAUAAUCGGUUCAGUCCACAACGCAGAGGUCCACCGUUCGAAGAAGAUUUCCGAAUGCGCGAUGAUGAUGGAGGCAGAGGUCUGGAUUCUCCUCUUGGAAUCCCUCCAAAUAUUUCCGAAGAUGAUUUGGAUGAGUACAUUAUUCAAAAGCAGCUAGCGAUCGAACGUCGACUGGAACAACUGGACAAACAGUUGACUGAGCCUAGUCGAAACCGCAGAUCAAACGAGGGAAGCAGACGACGGAAUGACAUUGUUUUCGGCAAUAAUGGUGAUGUUCACUACGUUCCGAAUCCGGCAGCGAGAUUCCGUGGGGGAGGACCGGGCAGAAAUCGCAAUCGUGGACCUAACAGGGAGAAACGAUCGAAUCGAGGGCCAAGUGACUACCGGUGCCAUGACCCGUUUGCUGAUUUAGAUACCGUACCGAUUAUUCGAAUUUCUGAAGAUCGUUCGCCAUCACCGAAAAGAAACCGUGUAGACGGUGGACAAGAUGAGGAUGACUUUGAUGCCGAACGGUUCAAUGCUGCAUGGAGUUAAAUGCAAAUUUACUAAUGGAAAUAAUAAGUAGAUUCAAAUACUCCAAGUGUGAGUAUAUUUUUUUCUCAACAUAACAAGUAAUACAUAGCAGUGUAUUAAAUAAUUGAUAAUUUGAAAAAAAA